UGGUGAAAAUGAUGAUAUUACCUGUGCAAUUAAAUAUUUUAAAGAGUUAGAGAAAAUGUCAUAUUUACUUUUAAUCACCCGUCGAGGGUAUUCACAGAACUUUGCUCAUCCAAUUCCAACUAAACUGAAAGUUCUGACCAAUUUAUUUCGUUUGUUAUCUGUAAUAUUAAUUGCUCGCUUAAUAGUUACCAGUAAAACGGCUGAUUAUCAAGCUAUACUCGCCGAUCCGGUAAUUGGGAUAAACGACCAUGACCAAUUGGUUUCUGUUACUGCAAUUCUCAUAACUCUGGGGUUCACAGUUCGUGAAUUCAUAUUAUAUGCUGAAGAGAACGGAAAGUUCAUUUUAUCGUACAGUCGAAUCAGCGAAAUUAUCAGCAAUUCCGCUUCACAAUCCAGACUAUUGAGUGAAUCUCAGAUUCAAUCGAACACAAAACUGUUGAUAUUAUUCAGCAAAAUGUUUACACGAGGAACGAAAAUAGCAAUAUCGGUUGUAUUGGGUCAAGUUUUAGUCAGAAUUUUCAAUCCGGAGCUUUUUUCAUCUAGUAUGUUGGUUGUUUCAUCAUUCUGGCUGAUUAUCGAAGCGCUGGUCGCCACAAUCAAUCUUUGCAGCGGAGUCAUGGAGUUUCACAAUCAAUUCAUUGUCCUUUUAAUUUACUAUUUAGACUUGAAUUCAUUGAAUCAUUUAUGCAAAUCGCAUUUAACAUUACCAAAUGAUUGUCAGCGUAUGCGUUUCAUUAAUUAUUCAACGAUUAAAUUUUUUAAUGAAUUGGAUUUAGUUUAUUUUGAUAUUAAGUAUACUUUGCUCAGCUUGCUUAUGUUAGGAUCACUUUUGGGAACUUUCAACCUUUUUUUUGGACUGAUUAUUACCAUCGUGUCGGUCGUAUUUUCUAAAAUUAUAGCGUGUGGUGGUUUAUUACUAAUUUUUGCUGGGAUUUCGGGUUAUUUAGCAGCGGGAUUUGUUUCCAAGGUAACAAUGAGAAGCUUGACAAUAAAUAUGAAAACUUAAAUAAUCGAGUUCUGAACCUCAAUUGCUUAUAUUAAUAGACUCAAGAGCUGCACACAAAUAUAGCGAGGCUUUUGUAUACUUCAAGAAUCGAUGGUCUAGUUACUAAUUUUAAGUCUCUAGGUUUACUUGAUCGUUUAUUGAAUCCAUCAAACGGAGUUUCUGUCGGUGAUCUGUUGGUAGUUAAGAAAGAUUUCAUUGUUUUCUACAUCCUGAAAAGCGCAAGUUUCGUCAUGUUGUUAACUUGUAACUUUCGAUCUGUUGUAGAACCUUAGCGUAUUGUUUAUCAUUUACUCGUUUAUCUCCAAUUACGUGUGUGUCAUAUUCAUGAGAUUUAAGAUCGAAGAAAAACUAAUCGAACCAAUUUUCUGAUCAAAUAAUUCUAUUCGAAUUGGUUAUUACUCGUAUUUAGAUGGCAUCAUGCUUGCCUCUGUGUG
Molecule: messenger RNA, 1440 nt
Organism: Panonychus citri (citrus red mite)
Lineage: Eukaryota; Metazoa; Arthropoda; Arachnida; Trombidiformes; Tetranychidae
Exons: 3
Coding region: 56-1006 (316 amino acids)
Source: RefSeq, a predicted model, not a curated record